This is a messenger RNA of Oppiella nova, 1644 nucleotides long. The record is from the annotation of a GenBank genome assembly. Lineage: Eukaryota; Metazoa; Arthropoda; Arachnida; Sarcoptiformes; Oppiidae.
AUGGAUUUGGAAGUAAUGCGAAAGGAUUUGCUUGAGUGCUAUCACAAGAGUGCCAUCCGUGGCCUCAAACAGUCGUCCAAAUGGUCGUCAGAGUUGUUGCUGUCGUUGAUGAAGACUAUCGAAGAGAACCGAUUGACAGAUGACUUGAGCGCUGAUAUGAGUGACUCUUAUAACUACAUCUUCAUGGAUGACAUGAAUCACGUGAUGACUGAUCCCAAGUAUCUGUUGGCGAAGAGUUGUUACGAUUUGAGUGAAUACGAGAGGACGGCGUUCUUCACGAAAGACGCGGUCGUCUCUGAAAUCAAAUUUCUUUACUUUUAUUCGCGAUAUUUGUCGGCAGAGAAGAAACGAUUGGAUCGGAUGGCGGAAACCAAUUGCAUGGCAACUGAUUCGGCCAUCAAGUUGUUCACUGAUCUCAAGAAUGAAUUGCAGGAUCUGUACUCUUCGAAAGCCGCAGAUUUCAUCACCGAUUCAUACCUUCUGUACGUUUAUGCCAUUGUUUUGCUGAAACUGGAACUCAAUUGGGAGGCAAUGGAAGUGCUGUCCAGAAGCAUACGAUUGGAUCCAUUGAAUUGGUGUUCUUGGCAUCAGUUGUCGCUCAUAAUCGACGAGAAGUCACAGUUGAAUGGACUCCAACUGCCCGACCAUUGGUUUAAGAAACUCUUCUUAGGAGACGUCUAUCUGGAGCUCCAACUCAACGAAGAGGCGCUAACUCUGUACACAACACUUCAGCAGUGGUUCACGUCUUGUAACUAUUUGUUGAGCCAAAUAGCGAUCGCCAAACACAACCUGCGAGACGUGGACGGAGCCAUCGAUCUGUUCCAACAGAUCCGUGCCUCAGAUCCGGCCCGACUCGACGCUAUGGAUAUCUACAGUAAUCUGCUGUACGUGAAGGACAUGAGGACAGAGUUGAGUUGUUUGGCGCACUCGGCCAAUGACAUCGACCCCUUCCGAGUGGAGACGUGCUGUUGUAUCGCCAACUUCUAUAGCCUGCGGUCACAACACCCCAAAGCCGUCGUCUACUUCUCGCGAGCACUGCAACUAAAUCCGCGCCAUUUGUCCGCCUGGACUCUCAUGGGUCACGAGUACAUGGAAAUGAAGAACACCGGCGCCGCCAUUCAGGCCUACCGGUCGGCCAUUAAGUGCAACAAACGCGACUACAGGGCCUGGUAUGGGUUGGGCCAGACGUACGACAUACUGAAAAUGCCGGCCUAUUGUCUGUACUACUACUCAGUGGCGCACUGUUUGCGACCAAAUGACUCGCGAAUGAUGAUCGCGACGGGAGAGACGUUGGAGAAGUUGGAGCGCAAUCACGACGCCAUUAAGUGCUACUGGAAGGCCGGGGGGUUAGCCCUCUUCAAGUUAGCCCUUCUCUACGAACGCCUCAAAGAGAACGAGAAGGCGGCGCUCGCCUACUCUGAGUUCAUAGCCCGCGCCUCCACUGCCGAAGCACCCGACCGACAGAAUACCAGUUCAGAUAUGGCUCACGCCUACAAGUUCUUAGCCAACUAUCACCUCAAUAAAGGCGAACUCAAAUUGGCACAAAUGGCAGCUCAGAAGUGCAUCCAAUUCUCGGAGACCAGGGAUGAGGGGAAGUCUCUGCUCAAAGAGAUCCAAAAGAAGUGCUCGCAAAUGGAUUUAUAG